AUGCCCCUUCAACAUAAAAAGUCGCAUCGAUCAAAAAAUCGUAAAAUUAAACUCGAACUAAACAGGAAAGAAUUGAAUGAAUUGGAGACAAGAUGCAAGAGUCUGGUUAUCGACUCGGAUUUCGAAAGAUUCGACGAAUUACCUUUGUCAAAGUUAACUCUUGAAGGUCUUCAGAAGUCAAAUUACGUUGAAAUGACGGAAAUUCAACGUAAGGCACUACCGUUAGCCUUGAAUGGUGGUGAUGUUUUAGGUGCUGCUAAAACCGGUAGCGGAAAGACGUUAGCCUUUUUAAUUCCAUUAAUCGAAACCCUAUACAGAAGAGAAUGGUCUCAAAUGGAUGGGUUGGGUGGCCUCGUCAUAGCACCGACACGCGAAUUGGCUGUUCAGAUAUUUGAAGUCCUCCGAAAGAUAGGACGACGACAUUCUUUGUCAGCCGGGCUUGUCAUUGGAGGAAAAGAUUUACAAGUGGAGCAAGAGCGUAUCAACAGAAUGAAUAUCCUCAUAUGUACGCCUGGACGCUUGUUACAGCAUAUGGACCAGACAGCCAGUUUCAAUUGUGAUAAUUUGCAGGUUUUAGUAUUGGAUGAAGCGGAUCGAAUCCUCGACAUGGGCUUUGAAAAAACUGUUAAUGCCAUAAUAGAUAAUCUUCCGAAGGAACGUCAGACCCUUUUAUUUUCUGCUACACAAACAAACUCCGUCAAAGAUUUGGCAAGACUUAGUUUGCGGGACCCCCACUACGUUUCUGUGCACGAAGAGUCUGAGCACAGUACACCAUCUGGUUUAUCACAACAUUAUUUGAUAUGCGAACUACCGGAAAAAUUGGAUAUUUUGUUUUCAUUUAUAAAAUCGCAUCUAAAGGUCAAAGGUCUGGUGUUCUUUUCAAGCUGUAAUCAGGUUCGAUUUGUCUUUGAAACCUUUUGUAAAAUGCAACCAGGGGUUGUAUUACACCGUUUGCAUGGAAAACAAAAGCAAUCUAAGCGUGUAGAAAUCUUUAAUAAAUUUUCUGCCGCAAGACAUGCGUACUUGUUUGCUACGGACAUAGCAGCUCGAGGACUUGAUUUUCCGGCCGUUGAUUGGGUGAUACAAGUGGAUGCACCAGAAGAUGCGGAUACAUAUAUUCAUCGUGUGGGACGUACCGCUAGAUAUGAAGCUUCUGGACAUGCAUUGCUUUUUUUGCUACCAAGCGAAGAGAAAGGAAUGAAAGAAGCAUUUAAAAAAAAGAAGGUUCCAAUUGAACAAAUUAAAGUGAAAACUAGCAAGACAAUGAGCAUACAAAAACAAUUGCAAUCAUUAUGCUUCAAAGAUCCAGAAAUUAAAUAUCUCGGUCAAAAGGCCUUCAUAUCAUAUAUGAGAUCUGUUUACCUUCAGAGUGAUAAAUCCAUAUUUAAAGUUGACGAGUUACCGGCAGAUGAAUUUUCUGCUUCUCUUGGGCUGCCCGGAGCACCAAAAAUUAAAUUCGUAAAGAAAUCACAAGCAAAAAAUGCUGUACGCGAUAAACCCGAAAAGAACUUGGAGGUGUAUCAAAAUGAGGAGGAUAAAUUUUCAUCAGGUUCUGGAGAUGAUUCGGAGAAUGAGGGAAAGUCAGAAACUUCUAAACCCAAAACAAAGCUAGAAAAAAUAUUCCAUCGAAAAAAUAUGUCUGUACUCGCAGAUCAUUAUAAAAAACUUGUGGACCAUGAAGGUGACAAGACUACGAAUGAUGAGGACGAAUUUAUCACUCUUAAACGCGUUGAUCAUGACUUGCCAGAAGACCUAGAAAACAUGAAUCACGAGAAUUUGUCGAAACGUAAACUUUCGAAAGUCACAUCGAAAAAACAUGCCAUAAAGAAUGUUCCUAGGGGUAAAAAACUCGUGUUUGAUGAAGAGGGCAAUCCCCAUCAGAUAUAUGAAUUCCAAGAUGAAAAGGCAUUCCGUGCAGCAGGGAGUGUGUUAGAUCAAAAAAAUGCAUUCUUGGAUAAAGAAUUAAGAGUAAUGAAAGAGGUGGAUCGUUUUGAUAAAGUAACUGCCAAAGAAAAACUUCGCGAAAAGAAAUUAAAGACAAAGGCCAGAUUAAAAGCCGAAUUAGAGGAUAUGGGACCAAAAGCCAGAUUAGCUUCACCUGUCAGCGGAGACGAAGAAUUAGAUCGAAGUGACAUCGAGGAUUCGAGUGAAUAUGAGUCUGGAGAUGAUGAUUUCGAACAAGACCUGCAAAACAAAAGACGCUUUUCACCUGCGAUCUCCGAACAUGAUGAGUCGAGUGAAGAUAACAUAUCCGUAGGUAAAAAACGUAAAAUAAUAGAAAUUGAUGAACCAUUGACAUUAGAAGAUCAGGAAGCAUUGGCGCUUCAACUAUUAAGAGGAAAAUGA
Molecule: messenger RNA, 2346 nt
Organism: Acaulospora morrowiae
Lineage: Eukaryota; Fungi; Glomeromycota; Glomeromycetes; Diversisporales; Acaulosporaceae
Source: the annotation of a GenBank genome assembly